UCACCCAGAACCUGCAGCCACUUUGCAUGUCUGCAAAUUUCUUCUAUCUUCUUGAAUUACGGGAACAUGGAUCAAAGAUGCUCAGAUUCAUCUUCAGAUGCUGCGAAUGGAUCAAAGAUGCUCAGAUUCAUCUUCAGAUUCAUCUUCCACGAGGUCAAGCACGUGGUCUUACAUGGUUCAUUCCUGCAGAUGAUCCUACCUUGAUCUCCAAGCAUCAACUAUUUGCAAGAAUUGUUGGUGGGCUUGGUGGUAGAGCAGCAGAGGAAGUGAUCUUUGGUGAGCCAGAGGUGACAACAGGUGCAGCUGGUGAUUUGCAGCAGAUCACUGGUUUAGCCAAACAGAUGGUAACCACAUUUGGAAUGUCCGACAUUGGCCCAUGGUCAUUGAUGGAUUCAGCUCAGAGUGGUGAUGUCAUAAUGAGAAUGAUGGCAAGGAACUCAAUGUCAGAAAAGCUUGCUGAAGACCGGGUUGCUGCUGCGGCCCCUACUCCAGUCGCUGAGUGUAAGUCAUACUGCCAUUGACACUUAGUUGCACUAUAAUUGGUUAAGUGUAUAAAAAGCUGUAAUUUUUUCCUAGGAUUACGCAUCAGUUUUGAUUCUGUUGUUAAUGUAAUACUUGUAACUGUAAAAUAGAUUUUUUUGAGUUUCUGCAAAUUUUCAGUUUAGGAUGCAGUCACCAAGUUUGUUGCUGGGAAGACAAGUUUGUAUCAGUUUGUUGCUAUCAAAUUCAAGCUGUUUCUGUUUGUUGGUA
Molecule: messenger RNA, 750 nt
Organism: Rosa chinensis
Lineage: Eukaryota; Viridiplantae; Streptophyta; Magnoliopsida; Rosales; Rosaceae
Product: ATP-dependent zinc metalloprotease FTSH 2, chloroplastic
Exons: 2
Coding region: 27-521 (164 amino acids)
Biological process (GO): proteolysis
Cellular component (GO): chloroplast thylakoid
Molecular function (GO): ATP-dependent peptidase activity; metalloendopeptidase activity; ATP binding
Source: RefSeq, a predicted model, not a curated record